CCCAGCGUCCCUUGCGCCCAGCUGAAUGGGGGAAGUCGCAAGAUGGCGGCGAACGCGAACUCUGCCGGUGGCGGCGGGAGCCUCCCGCUCUUUGACUGUCCGAGCUGGGCAGGAAAACCUCCACCAGGGCUGCACCUGGAUGUAGUCAAAGGAGACAAGCUGAUUGAGAAACUGAUAAUUGAUGAGAAGAAAUACUAUCUCUUUGGGAGAAACCCUGAUCUGUGUGACUUCACCAUUGAUCACCAGUCCUGCUCCCGGGUCCAUGCUGCCUUGGUCUACCACAAACAUCUGAAAAGGGUUUUUCUUAUAGAUCUCAACAGCACACAUGGCACGUUUUUGGGCCAUAUUCGUUUGGAACCUCACAAGCCUCAGCAGAUUCCCAUUGACUCAACGGUUUCAUUUGGCGCCUCCACACGGGCUUACACUUUGAGAGAAAAGCCUCAGACGUUGCCCUCCGCUGUGAAAGGAGAUGAGAAAAUGAGCACUGAGGACGAUGAGCUGAAGGGACUGCUUGGCCUGCCUGAGGAGGAGACGGAGUUAGAUAACUUGACUGAAUUUAACACAGCCCACAAUAAGAGGAUCUCCACGUUAACCAUAGAAGAAGGGAACUUGGACAUCCAGCGACCAAAGCGAAAACGGAAAAACUCAAGAGUAACGUUCAGUGACGAUGAUGAGAUCAUCAAUCCAGAGGAUGUGGACCCUUCUGUUGGGCGAUUCAGAAACAUGGUACAGACUGCAGUUGUCCCGGUGAAGAAAAAACGAGUGGACAACUCAGGUUCCCUGAGCACAGAUGAGUCCGUCACACGGCGCAUGCAGAGCUUUCCCUACAGUGGAGGAUUGUAUGGCGGCCUGCCUCCAACUCACAACGAGACGGGUGCCCAGUCCCAUAGCAUCCACGGCACAGCGCUCAUCGGGGGCCUGCCGAUGCCCUACCCUAACCUUGCCCCUGAUGUGGACUUGACUCCAGUUGCGCCCUCCACAGUCACUAUGAACCCAGCUCCCAACCCAGCCGUCUUUAAUCCCGAAGUUGUGAAUGAACCCAAGAAAAAGAAGUAUGCGAAAGAGGCAUGGCCAGGCAAGAAGCCCACUCCUUCUCUCUUGAUCUGAGUUGUGGAGAGUUCAGGUGUGCGUGUGUGUUGCGGGGGUGAGUUAAGCGAGCAGGAAACCGAACUGUACAAGCAUCACAGGCAUUUUUCAGGCUCGGGACCUAACUGUGCUCUAGACAAGCAACAGGGCUGAGUUACUCCUCAAGAUCGACCUUCAAAACUGUUCUACCAAUGUCAACAAAGAAGCAAAGGUGGCCACAAAUAUAUCUCUCAAUGCCUGUGGAACCCCACUGCUUUGUUUGCGGCCCUUUUUUCUUCUGUAGCCCAGCCAUUCUAGUUCCAUGGUUAUUUCACUCUUGACGGUUUGAGGGGUGCUCUGUGGGGUAAUGUGCAGGUAGGGCAUUCGUGAUUUGAUCGUGAAGUUGCAGAACCAAUACAAUGCAGAGUACCUAGGCCCAAUUUCACCUGCUGCUCUCCAAUGAAACUCUCCUCCUCCAAAGAAGGAACAGGCCAGGCCAGAAUUGAAAACAGGUCUACGACUGAAUCAGCCUCCUUUAAGUCAGAAAACAAAUUCCUUUUAUAUCUCAGGACCAGCAAAAUGCAUUUUAGUCUGCCGCCUUGUGGCCAAGGUACAUGCAUUAGCCGCUGAAAAGACAGGAAGCAUAGUGAAAUAGGAAAUAAGGACCGAAUGAAUUAGCUUCUUCUCAGCGUCCUAGACUGAAAGCACCAGAAGGAUAAGCCAAGGAAUUUCGCUUUUGAUCUUACCUUUCAAAUCUAGUUAGUGUGAGAUCCCUUCACAGACAACGACGCAGAAGCGGCAGCCCUCGGCUUUGUUAAAGGGGUUUACACUUUGGGAUGCAGACAGGACUUGCCAGCUGCUGUGGCUUGAUAAGAAAUUCUGCUCUGCCUUCGUUUUCUGCAGAAGAUUUUGGGCUGCUGGCUGCGUGUCUGGUUGCUUCCACGUGAGGAUGAUUUCCUGUUUGUGAACUCAUUGCCAGUGUGAAUGCAGAGCCAUUCACAUCAGCAAUGGUGCCGUUUAAGGAGCUCUUUGCGCUGUCCCCUCGCAUCUGCCUGCCCUCUCCCUGUCGCUGGCUUUUUGCUGAUUUUUUGAAAAAUCAGUAACAGGUAGAUCACUGUAGUGUAAUAACACUAUACAAAUAUACCCACUGCCAUUUUUUUAAAGCUAUCCAAAAGCCCGUGAGAAGUGAAAUUGAAGAAGAAUGGUGCCUGUCGAACACAGUGAGGUGUAGAAAUUGUACCUUUCUGUCUGCGCUUGAACCAAACCUGCUUUGAAUAUGAUCUUUCUGGAAAUAUGUCAAAGCCAGUUUGGGAAAAUAUGUAACAAAGCAGAGGAAGAUGUGGAAGGCUAAAUGACUGCACUAUAAUAUUGUGCUGAUGACAAAAAAAAAUUACAGUUUUUGUAUGUGGAAGGGUCCAGAGCAGAACCUCUGUGCGGAAGCAACUUCUGUUUGCUAAUCCAAAGCCAGCAUCUAGGAAAAAGUAGGUCACGUAACUGCUUUUUAUAACACGCACAGUUUCGUCAGGUGGGAAUGUUGUCCAAGCUAAAGCAGCCCUCACUCUCUCGUGCGCCGGGCAACACUUUUCACUUGCCUUAUUGGCUGAGUGGGACUAAGGCUUGACUAAGGCACUUUCCAAAUUCGAAAGUUACAGACUGUGCAGCUGCUCCAGAUCUGAAUACUGAAUACUGUGUAGGCUUUAAGGACAUAUGCAACCAGAGCUCUUUCAGUCCCAGUGUCCUGUGUUACCAUCCUAUUCAGGUGUCUCCAUAUCUGGACUCAGCCCCAGUUAAUCACACUGCCUGGUUGCCUCACUCUGCCUCUCCAGUUAUGUGUAAGAUGCCACCAGCAUCCAUGGCGGAUUGCCACUCCGCGUGGGACGAGACAGCAAACGGCAGAUGCAGCUCAGCUGAAGCUGAGCUCUUUGCUUUGUUGAUGGCAGCAGCAGAGUUUAGCAGCUCCAUUCCUCCAUUGGAAAGCAGUGGACCUUCACAGCAUUAACCCAGCCUGGUUGCGCGCUUGGUUUCAGAAGCGAAGCAGUACCCAAAGUUACCUCAUGUCUCCAAUAACUGUCAGGUUCAACAGGCAAUUUUUGAGCGGGAGGUUGAUUCAACACAAGUGCUGCUUCCCCAAAUUGAGACAGCAUUUAUUCUAUUGAGACGGAUGAAGUCUCAAAGUCGUCGUCACCAUCACCACCACCUCCUCCGGCCAUUUGCUUUUGUCUGUUUUCCCCGUGUUGUACAUAAAGGCCCUUUUGUGAAGCUGGAGCUAUUUUUUCUUUGUACGGCCAUAUAACGUUUUCUAAGGUUGUGGAAGCCAGUGGCUCGUGAGCUUUUAGCGUGUCAUCCUCCCAAGCCUCUUUCAGUAUCAUUUGCAACCUCUAAAUCUUCCAGAUAAUUUUACUUUUUCCAGUUUAACCUUUCCCAGGCUCGCAGACGAGCCUCGUUGCUUCUUCAGGAUAACAGCCGGUUGACAGCAGUUUGGCUUUUUUCCCCCCCUUUUCAAGAUUUCAAAAGAAAGAUUUUAAGUGACUUCCCUUGGGAAUUUUUACUGCUUGCUGGUCUCAGCUCCCCAGGGAUUGUUCAGACUUUUAACUUUCAGAUUUCUGAAGCCAGCCUUGGCUGGUCAGGGCCACAGGGUGGGGGGGAAGGGGGGGGGAAGCGGGUUAAAAAGAUGUGGGGCUCUGUACAGAAGUUUGUACAUUUGUGUAAUAGGCCUUUUCACACUGUUUUGGCUUUUUACCUGUAACCUUUACUACACUGUAAAUUAAAUGAACGUUUUGCCAAA
This is a messenger RNA of Sphaerodactylus townsendi, 3850 nucleotides long. RefSeq names its product protein phosphatase 1 regulatory subunit 8 (gene PPP1R8). The transcript is spliced from 7 exons. NCBI's taxonomy places the organism in Eukaryota, Metazoa, Chordata, Lepidosauria, Squamata, Sphaerodactylidae. The record is from RefSeq and is a predicted model, not a curated record. Gene Ontology annotation, cellular component: nuclear speck. Gene Ontology annotation, molecular function: protein serine/threonine phosphatase inhibitor activity; mRNA binding; protein binding. Bases 43 to 1107 code for a protein of 354 amino acids.